AUGCGUCUCAGUCUGUUGAUCCUCUUCAGCUUUGCAGUGCUCCAAGUGGAGUCCAAUCAUACAGAGCUCAACCAUGUGCUGGAUAGGGUAUUCUCUCGGAAGAAGCGCUUCGUACUAUUCCCACCUGGUUCUAAUCUAAAGUUCACUGGACAGCUGAGUAAGGGCCUGAUUUCGGCCUAUCCGAGAGGUGUAUCCAUGAACAUAGAACAAGCCUGCUAUUAUCCUGUACCCUCGAAGCGUGAGGAUGUCUACCCGAAGCGAUAUCGUCAAAGGACCACUACUACAGAGAAACCAAAAACCACAACGGAACCCACCUAUGUCUGGAUACCGGGCACCAACUGGCGCUUUAAGGCCACUCCAUUGAAGAAACCCAAUCCUAUGAGGCUGCACCAUCGCAUCGAUGUGAGGCCUCCAAAGCCAUCAUCUUAUGCUGAUCCCGCUAAGUGGGCUCAGUGGUCGAAAUAUGGCGAUCGAUAUCAGGAAAAAUGGUCACCCGCUAAAUACAACUAUAAGAAGUACAAUCAACCUGGCAGAUGGAGUAAAUGGACAACGGAGUCACCCAAGUGGUCAAAGCGCUGGUACAGAUCAGCCGAUGGAGAGUACUUCGAUCCCGAGGUGGAGCCUUACGAGGAUGUGAGGUCUGUUUCGGGGCAGUAUGAUGAUCCUUAUGAUCCCGAUAUGGCAUCUCAUCAGCCAGCACACUAUCCAGAACUGGAACAUGUGGACAAUUGGAAGCAUUAUAAUGGACACCGAGAUCGCAGGCAAUUGUUUGAGCAUUUUGAUGGCUUUAGCAAGCUUCUGGGAAUUGAUGUCAAGGCCUGUGUCCUGAGAGCCAUUUGUGAUAGCAAACGUUUGCUCCUACCUAGAGGAUAUUCCAUGAUUCAGGAUAUUGUGCGAUUGGUUUUCACACUUCCCACCUUAUCCGGCGUGGAGGAUGACUACUCCCGGAUCAUGCAAAUGGAUGCGGAUGAUUGCGACCGACAGUUUCGGGACUCUUGCAAGCUCAAUCUUCUGGCCUGGCUUAUUGGCGGGGGUAAAUGGAAUUAA
This is a messenger RNA of Drosophila serrata, 1047 nucleotides long. RefSeq lists its product as uncharacterized. NCBI's taxonomy places the organism in Eukaryota, Metazoa, Arthropoda, Insecta, Diptera, Drosophilidae. The record is from RefSeq and is a predicted model, not a curated record.